Numida meleagris (helmeted guineafowl) is the source of this 3156-nucleotide messenger RNA. RefSeq names its product protein regulator of cytokinesis 1 (gene PRC1). Lineage: Eukaryota; Metazoa; Chordata; Aves; Galliformes; Numididae. The transcript is spliced from 14 exons. The record is from RefSeq and is a predicted model, not a curated record. Gene Ontology annotation, biological process: microtubule cytoskeleton organization; mitotic spindle midzone assembly. Bases 240 to 2075 code for a protein of 611 amino acids. Gene Ontology annotation, cellular component: spindle; cytoplasm; mitotic spindle midzone. Gene Ontology annotation, molecular function: microtubule binding.
AAUCUGCGCGUGCGCCGGAGCCGUGCUCCGUGCGGCCCGACGUAAGCCGUUCUCGUUUGCGAUUGGGUAGAAACCCCGGAGGCGUUUCGCUGCCAUUGGCUGGCACCCGGCUUGGGGCGGGACCCGAGCGGCGGUUGUGGGCGGGACCCACCGCGGCUCUUCAGCCAAUGAGCGCCGCCGGGAGGCGAGUUUGAAUCAACGGCCCGGGACGGGCGGCGGUGGCGGCGCAGAGCGGAGCCAUGAGGAAGAGUGAGGUGCUGGCGGCCGAGGCCGUGUCGUGCCUGAACCGCGCCCUGGCGGCGCUGCGGAACAUCUGGGAGGAGAUCGGCAUCCCCGAGGAGCUGCGGCUGGAGCGCACCGGGGCGGUGAAGAAGCACAUCAAGAACCUCCUGGACAUGAUGGUGGCGGAGGAGGAGCACCUGAAGGAGCAGCUGCUGAAGAGCGUCGCCGUGUACCGGAAAGAGCUCGACGGCCUCUGCAGCGAGCUGCAGCUGGAGCCCUUCGAGACAGAGGAGGGGAGCACCAUUCUGCAGAUGGUGAAGGAUUUACAUACCCGCGUGGAAGUGAUGUUGAAGCAGAAAAGGGAUAGGAAGCAGGAACUGAAGGCUCUGCAGGAACAAGAUAAGAACCUGUGUGACAUCCUCUGCGUGUCCCUCUUCAGCAUUGAUGGUGCUGCCGUGCCCAGCCUGGAGGAGCUGGACCGCUACCGACGCCACGUGGCCUCCCUCAGCGCCGAGAAGGUGCGAAGGCAGGAAGAAUUUGCCAGCAUCAAGCGGCAGGUCAUCCUCUGCAUGGAGGAGCUGGAGCACAGCCCGGACACCAGCUUCGAGCGGGACGUGGUGUGCGAGGACGAGGAGGCCUUCUGCUUGUCCACGGACAACAUUGCUAACCUCCAGAACCUGCUGCAGCAGCUGGAAGCGCGGCGGGCCCUGAAUGAAGCCAUGUGUGCAGAGCUGCGCUCCAGGAUCACUGAGCUUUGGGAAAGGCUGCAGGUUCCUGAGGAGGAGAGGGAGUCUUUUGCAGUGCACAUGACUGGAUCCAAAGCCAAAACCAGGGAAGCUCUGCAGCUGGAAGUAGACCGUCUGGAGGAGCUGAAGCUGCAGAACAUGAAGUCAGUGGUUCAGGCAAUCCGCGCAGAGCUGACUGAAUACUGGGACAAAUGCUUCUACAGCCAGGAGCAGAGGGAUGCCUUCAGUCCCUAUUACGAUGAGGACUAUACAGAGGCCCUGCUCCAGCUCCACGAUACUGAGGUGGGGAAGGUGAAAAGCUACUACAAAACACACAAGGAGCUGUUUGAAGCUGUUCAGAAAUGGGAGGAAAACUGGAAGAUGUUUCUGGAGCUGGAGAGGAAAACAGCUGACCCCAGCCGCUUCUCCAAUCGCGGGGGGAGCCUGCUGAAAGAAGAGAAGCAGCGAGCAAAACUGCAGAAAACUCUUUCCAAGCUGCAGGAGGAGCUGCAGAGCAGGAUCCAGGCCUGGGAGCAGGAGCGUGAGGAGCCUUUCCUGGUGAAGGGACAGCAGUUCAUGGAGUAUGUGACAGAGCAGUGGCAGCUGUAUCGCAUGGAGAAAGAGAAGGAGAAACAGGAGCGGCACCUGAAGAAAAGCCGCCAGAUUGAGACAGAGAUGAUGUAUGGGAGCACCCCAAGGACUCCUAUCAAGCGUCGAGUGCUUGGCCCCCAUACACCUGGCAAAGUAAGGAAGCUCAACGGCACUUCCCUCUCCACUGCCACUCCUAACAGCACCAUUCGUUCAGCUUUCGGGGCAACUCUCUUCCAUUCACCAACAUCUCGGCUGCCACCCUCUGGAGGGAAGCUCGGCCAGGCUUGGACCCCCAGCCGCGCAGCUGCGAAGCCCCCCCGGCCCGGACACAGGGAGCGGAACAAGGAGAACCUGUCACAGCUGAACGGAACCACCCUGAGCGGUGGGUGCAGCCCCGCAGCCCCUGCCCAGCGUAACUACAGCGUUAAUUCUGUUGCCAGCACCUAUUCUGAGUUUGCGCGUGAACUCUCAAAGGCCUCCAGGUGUGAUACCAGCUCCCGCAUCCUCAACUCCACCACCACCAACGCCUACUGCUGAGGUGCUGCCACGGGCUCCAGCUCUCUGUAGUCGUAGUGAGUCGCUCUUCUGGCAGCUCUUGGCCCCAGGGGCCACUGCUCUCGGUUUAACUUCUAGCGAGCUCCCAGGUGAGCCUGGCUCUGCGCAGCGGGGGGGGUGUUCCCCCCUUGCGAGGUCAGUGCCUGAAUGGGACGCUUUUAAGAUGCUGUUUUUAUUUGGGGAACGCUUGCAAAUGUUUGUGAUUAAAGAUUUAAGAUUUAAAGACAGUCUGGGGAUAGUGCAGCAGUGGGUGCUGCAGCCCAGCAGUGUGGUGGUGCGAGGGCACAGAGCUCUGCCUUCCUGAGUGUGUGCUGGGACAGACAGGACCAAGCACAGAGAACUUUUUCUCCCCCCCAGUUCCUGUAGCUAUUGUGUCCUAGGGCCUUUCUCUGUCACCAUCACAGCAGCUGUGCUUCAGCCAGGGCUCACUUUAGCUGAAGUUCCUCCAGCAGCCACACUGGGCUGCAGCCUGGCCUCAGCAAAUCAUCUCUCCUAGGAGGGCAGCAUGGGCAUGCGUGUCCUGCAGGUGCCCUGUGCUCCUGGAGCUCAGGACACUGCUUCCCCUGCAUCCUCUGCCCCUCCUGAAGCACGCAGAGGACAGGGCUGGAGGUGGGAUCAAGUCCAGCAGCCUCCAGUCCUGCCCCUUCCCCUUCUCCUUCUCUGCUCCAGCUGCACUCGGUGGUAAAACGUGCUGGUGGUGGCAGUUUGCACCUUUAGUCAUGAUCCGAGCUUCGUUAAUAAUUUGCACCUUGUUAUCACUACAGGCCCCCCCCCCCCCCCGCCCCUUGCUGUUACUUAAUCCCCCAGUUCUGUCUCCUUACUCUGUAACUGUAUAUACCGGUGGUAGGAAUAAUGCAUAUCUGUACAUAUAGCCACUGCUGUUCGUGUGUUUGUUGGGAUGACCAAAGUCUCUGUUCUCAGAGCUGGGGGGGCAGGGUCAGGGCUGGGCAUUUCCCCCUCCCCUGUUGUCCCCCUAGGGACGGGGACAGACAGGAGCCAUCCUUUGUAAGCAACAUGAAGCACUACUGCAGCUGUUACAAAAAAAUAAGAUUUAAUAAAUACA